Messenger RNA from Zychaea mexicana, 12108 nucleotides. RefSeq lists its product as uncharacterized. The transcript is spliced from 50 exons. The coding region runs from base 1 to 12108 and encodes 4035 amino acids. Gene Ontology annotation, biological process: double-strand break repair via nonhomologous end joining; telomere maintenance. NCBI's taxonomy places the organism in Eukaryota, Fungi, Mucoromycota, Mucoromycetes, Mucorales, Lichtheimiaceae. Gene Ontology annotation, cellular component: nucleus. Gene Ontology annotation, molecular function: protein binding; DNA-dependent protein kinase activity. The record is from RefSeq and is a predicted model, not a curated record.
AUGAUCCAGCCGUACGCCACUUCUAUCAAGAACUGCUUGGUUAAACUCGCCGCCAGCGGAUCUGCUAAAACCAGAGCCGCGGCUUUGGAAGCAUUAUCUACAUUACUCGAUAUCAAAAGAGCCCACAUUGAUGUUUCUGAUUUCAAUAUUCAAGAUAUGUUUACGCAGUUCUCUCGUGACUUCUCGCUACCCGUCUCCAAGACGCCAGCUUCAGUGAAAGGAUCUAUCCUCGAACUAUUGGGUGUCAUUAUUCGAUAUCAUUAUAAAACGAUUAAGCAGGGUGAUAUUGCUCAAGUCGUACGAUGGAGCUUUAUCACAUUACGGGAACAGUUGUUCACAAACAAGCCGGCCGAGAAUGCGAUACUGCGAGGUAUACUUGGUGGAUUGGAUCAUCUGCUCUCUUGCGAGAUAAUAGAGUUGGAUACUGAACAAACGGAUUUGCUGUACAAAAGUGUCCGUACGCUGUUCAAUAUACCAGGAGGUCUUGCCCGCUACGAAGCCCCUUUAGCUGCUCUCACAAUGUUCAGCAACCACGUGGCUACUUUUGAAAAAUACAUUGUUCAAGAUAGCCAAGUUCUCUAUAAAGAGUUGAACAAGCUUUGUGGACAUCAAAAUAGAAAUGUCAGCAGUAUGGGAUAUAGAUCCAUGGAGAAUUUUUUGAAAGAGGUGUCGAAACAAUUAUCAGCCAAGCAGCCAGGAAAACAAGAACGUGUGUCCUUUAACUUCUUUAUGGACAUCUUUAUCCGCACUCUGCGCCAGAAAAUUGACGAAGUUAGCUUCCGAGAACUCUCUGUGGCAAUCCGUGGCAUUGGUUAUUUCUCUCGGGCAUUCGAUAAAUUUUUGACGUCAGAAGAGAUUGAUGCUCUGCGAGAAUAUCUUGUCAAGAUUAGCUCGUGGUUUUAUUCUGCGUACAACAAGGAUCACAGACAAAUGGCUGCGCAUCUGCCAGCGUUCAUCCAAGCAUACACCUACUUUGCUGCAAGUCAGACCAAUAUUACGCCCACAUUCAUGAGCACGAUGGUCAAAUUGAUCAAUGUGUUCGUUUACAGCUAUAUCCGUUUGAAUACCAUCACUCGCUCGACAGGCUUAUAUGCCAUCCGCGAUCUGUUACAAGCGUUGUACUACAAGGGCGAGGGAACAUUGCGCUCGUUCCUCAGUGCUUUCUUGUACGAAACACUGAUAGCGACAUGCACUGAUGACCAAUCUGGCUCCUACGAAGGUCAAGAAUCCUACAUCGAGUUUAUAUACUUUUGGAAAACGCUUCUCAAUGCCAAACUGGAAACGGAUAGGCCAAGAAAGCGACAAAAACAUCAAAAACGACGACAAGAAGAGGCGGAAAGGACGGUUGAAUCCGAUUCAGAAACAGAUAUCGAAAGCGACAACGAAAUGGAUGUAGACGACGAUGACAAUAGUAACAAUGGCGAUGGCCAGGAGAAUGAGGAUUUGCCUAUGGAUCUACAAGCUAUUCUUUUCGAUGAGUUCCUUACAGCAUUUCUUCGACUUGUAAAAACCUUCAAUUUGGAUUUGACUAGAAAAGAGGACGGAAUCGAUACUGCGGCAAUAAGUAGCGAAGAUUCAACAUCAGCGACUAAUGCCGCUAUUGAAGGCAUCGCCACGCCAAAUAUGUUGCAGGCCGUUAACGAACAACAUUUUGUGAUUUUUCAAAACGCUGUGGAAUUCUGGUGCAUGUUACUGCCCAAACUGCAUACCCACCGGCUCAGGGACUGGACUUAUCUUGCUGCUAGUGCACUUAUUGAUCUCAGCCUUCGACGGCCUCUUGUAAGUGGAUUCUACAAGAUGCUUGCGGCCAUGCUUUCGGUUGCACAUAGGCGUAAGCUUUUUGAAGGCUACAAAAGUCUCUAUGCAGCUCAGCAACAACGCAAGCAAUUGGGUGCCAUCUGUGACAUAUCGGAAACUCAGACGGAUAUGUUUUCUGCUUUUGUCAUUUUCCGCGAUUUCCUAAGGGAGGCCUGGCACCGGGUACAGCAAUUUAAGGAUGAGCUACUAGCUUCAUGCCUUCGUGCCAUUCUCGCUUAUCCCUUGGCUUUCUUUGACGUACACGAGCUCGUACUUCCUAUCCGCACUGCUUUUCGACUCGGCCUGACUGUGUACUCGUUAUCUGACACUGCCCUGGAUGUCUUAUACGAGUUGACGAAUCCGGAUGCCCCAAAUCAAGAUUUGACCUCAUUCUUUAGUGAUAUUUUACCCUCUAUGAACGAAUACCUAUUGAUGGAUUUGGGAUCCAAAGAAGAUAAGAACCAGCCUAAUACAGACGCACUGAAAAAAUGGAAUCCCACCACUCGAGCUCAACGCAAACAAGAAAAAUAUCACUACAAACCAGAACAAGAAGCGCUAGGCACUGUGCAGGCCGAAAGUGUCACCAGUCUGCGCGAUGUACAGUUGCGGGUCGUUCGAUUCUUGGGUCGUAUUGGUGGUGCGAACAAACUUAUGCUCAAAGACAAGAAUAGUAAUCAAACACGGAACGAUGAUAGCAAGGAAGAUGCUACUAGUGUCUACGAAUAUCGACAGCAGCUGCUCGCCUGGGAUCCAGACAGACAAUUAAAGAUCAGACUGCCUUUUCCGAACGCCAAUAUUGACGUGACCAUGGAUGAGAUGCUACCACGUAUCUGCGAGUUGGCUGAAUCUUCACCUGAUCGACAAGUCAAGGUAGCUGCGUGCGAACUUUUACACGGAUUGGUACUCUCAAUGAUUGGUGAUAGUGCUUUUCGAGCUCGAGAUAGUACGGAAGCUGUUCAAUCGCGCUACCACAAGGUGUAUAUCCGUGUGUUCCCCAUUCUUCUGCGUCUUGCUAUUGACGUGGAAACAAUUGCGCGAGACAUGUUUAGCACGCUGGUACGACAAUUGAUCCAUUGGUUCACUAAUAACGCACAGUACGAAAAUCCGGAAACAGUCGCUUUAUUACAAGCAUGUAUCGAUGCGGCUUGCAGUACAGAUGCUGGCCUUCGCGAUUAUGGUGCUGAUUGCAUCCAAGAGUUUGCUCUAUGGUCGAUCCGGCAACAAGAUGCAAGUGGAACCAGAGAGAACAGCCCCAUGAAUAUCAAAUCCUUGCUCAAGCGUGUGUACAAUCUUGCAUCUAAUCCUAGCUCGCGACAGCGACUUGGCGCAUGCAUCAUCUUUAACCGUAUCUAUCGCACCUUCCGCGAAGAGGAUGCACUCGUGAAUGAGUUUACUCUGGAGUUGCUGUACUGGAUCUUUUUUAGUUUGAAGCUCGCUGAAGAGGAUCACCCUUUAAUUGGAACUUUGGAUCAAGCCAAAGAAGCCAUCACACAUAUCAAACGGAUCAUAAUGAAGAAACUUGCAUUAUUCAACACUGUCGACAACAAUCGCAGGAGAUUUCCUGGUAUCGAAGAGGAGGCAAAUUUAGCUGCUAUAGUUGGGUGGACGUUUGAUCAAACUGCUCAAACUCAGCGAGAAUAUGCAAGAGAAUGCAUGAAGUUUUUUGAACAGUUUGUGGGACAUAUUACAGGUGUUAAAUCUGGUAAAGAAUGGCUCGCCAAGCGACUACGGGAAAAAGGUCGAAUGUUGCAAGAUCGAUUUGAGACGAACCGGCUUCGCCCAACAAACAUUGAUAACAAGAACGGUCUCCUAUGGCUUCGGCAGUUACGAAGUGCUCUGGAUGGCUACUUAUGGCUCUUGGAACAUAAAAUGGUGACAUUGCCAUUUUUGUUGGAACUCGAACCAUCGUCAUGGACCGAAGCAUGUGUCUAUCUCCUGGAUCAUUCGCCCGAGGAUAUCUUUGGUCGUCAAAACAGCAUCGAGAAAACAAAGGCACAAGCUCUCUAUGCUUACGCUUAUUAUCAACUUGUUGCGGUCAUUACCGAAGCCGGAAGCACUGGAAGUGAUCCACAGAGCAAAGAAACAGUGGAGGACCAUUUGCAGGCGGAAAGCGUUCUGGAAACAUUUGUGGCCCGUGGAAUCCUAACUCAUGAAACCUUUGUGUCCAUGGUUGUUCAGUUUUUGCUUCUGCCAAAUCAGUACGUCGAAGCGGCCAAGGCAGAGCAAGGAUCCAUAGCGAACAAACUUUCUGACGAGAUGAUUCGAAAGCUGGUCCGCAAGUUUCUACGCUUGAUGACAGAACAAGGGCCAGGCAAAUUCAUGCGUCUGUUCAACAAAACUUGCAGUACUGUUCUCUAUUCGCGCAAUGUCGACCUGACCAAUUUGCAGCUUAAUCAAAGUGCAUUGAAUGAUAUGUUGCAAAUUGUGGAUGGUAUCAAGAUACUUCAAGACCUGGAUUUGUUUGACGAUGUGUGCAAAGCGGCUUCAGAGUCAAGCGGAGGAGCUAGAUCAGCCCAUGACUAUUGCGCUGCAUUGUUGGACAAGUUUGUGCAAUAUAGUAGCACCACCGAGCCAGUGUGGAUCGAGCUUGUUGGUGAAAUUCUAGUGAUUGCGUUCCAUCAGCCAGGAUUUGCUGCGAAAUAUGCAACACAGCUCUUGCUGGAGAACAGCUCGACCUAUGCUGACCGACUGGCUACCUACCAAAGAUUUAAUGCCUAUAUCAACGACUGUAUUGCCAUGAACUUCAAGCACUUUGCACCAGUGCUGAUUUCUCAUGCAAACGACAGCUUUAUUCACGAAGUUGUCAUUGGCCUUGUCACGUACCUUAGAACCGAAAGAAGCGCACACAAGGACGAGAUAUCGCAGUUUGUCGAUCAACUCCUGUCCGAAACGACAUUCUUAGAUGAUAUUAUCAAAGCAUGGGGCAAUGACUCAAAUGUGGCAGAUCUGAUCAAGUUUCUGACCGGAUUGCUUGGUGCUGAUUCUGGCAUACCUAUUCGUACAAAAGGACAACCCAUCUUUUCAACGUUAUGUGAAGCAUUACAAGUAUGCUUGGCUCCCGGAGUUUCAUUGGCCAUUAAAAUCGAAGCAUUUGAGCUUAUUCCCGUAUUCAUUACUGUCUCGGGAGAACACAUUGAUAAGAUUGCAAAAGCGGUUGAUGAUACCGUUAGACGGCAACUCAACUACCGAUCAACUGAUCUUGAUCCGAGCACGACCGUCUAUCGAGAAUAUGUUGACGGAUUGGAAAAGCUGUUAGAAAUCAUGUCUCAGUUCAGUGCCCUCUGGAUGUUCGAGAUUCUUUUUCCUGUGUUUAUACAAGAAGACAACCACACCCAUAAUGACAUUAUCCAGAUGCAUAUCAGCAAGUAUGCGAGAAGACUGGGUCCUACAGACUUCAAAAAGACUGUUUCAAUCUGUUUCAACUUCUACAAAGAUGAAAAGCAAAGAAUGGACUGGCGCCGCGCAGCAAUCAAUUUGAUCAUCUCUCUCCAUGCGCUUGUGCCUGAGGGACACGUGGUUACGUUUUACAUGGACAAUAUCCGGUAUAUCAUGAGCAUUGUAUUACGCGAAGCGCUAAGGCGUGGCAGUGAUCAAGAAGUAAUGGACGACAUGGAGGAACGAAUGUGCUGCUUCCGACUGAUGCAAUCCAUGUAUGAGAAGCUACCGGCCGUCGAGGCUCAUACAAAAACCAGCAAAAUUGUCGAAGUCUAUGUGGGAAAACCGCUUGACGAGCAUAGCGGUCGGAAGCUUAUGACGGAUUUGAUUACACACCUCAGCCCCGUCGUCAAGGAAAAAGAAGCCCCGUCCAGCAACCCAUCCAUCAAUGAAACAAGGCUUCACUACCACCGUGUUGCUUACAAUACAAUGACAGCGGCGAUAAUGCGCACCCAAAAGUCGGCUACCAUCUUUUCGGGUUACCUUUUGCCAAAACCAAUCUGGGAGAAUAUAGUGGACACUACGGAAGAUAUUUCAUUGCCAGCAGCUCUUGAUAAGAGGAUGGAACAGGAGCGCGUAGUCGAGUACAAGCGAAGAUCUGACGAGCGAGAGAAAGAAGAGCAGGACGCAAGUAUAAAAUACAUGGCAUCUAUCCAAAUGACUACGAACAGUUUGACCCAGGCAUCCUUGACCGAUAUGGCAUUGGCGUCCUUGGGUUUCAGCGCAGAUUCAGCGGAAAACGAUACAACCGGGGAAGAAGCGAACGACAACUCACCGUUCUCAGAGGACGAGGAACAGAUUACGAUUGACAGAUCUCGGGACAAAGGCAUGAUGGAAAAAGACCAAAUCAGCUCAAAUCCUUGCAUGAAAUCCAUUAUGGUCAUCAUCAGACGGUUAUACAAAAUUGCUCCUGCGAACGAAGACAAAUCUAUGCCGGACUGGAUAAGAAAUUUUCUCAAAGCAUUUACUGCUCAGGGUACCCCACUACAGGUGCGCCUUUUUUUCGCAAAAGCGGUGUACUUUGAAUCGGAUCCAUUUGAGCCAUAUGCAGAAUACUGGAUUAGACCGUUGAUGCAACUUGCAAAAGAAGCCGAUAAGUAUGGUGACCCUAUAAAUUACAUGGCACUUGACAUCUGCGCGAUUGUUAUGCUCUGGGGUGUUAACAAUAAGAUGCGGGACACCUAUGAGGAUCGAUACCUGUUGUACGAGUUUGUUGAUUAUUUCAUGAAGCAUGGGUACAAUAAGAACACUCAGGUCCAAAGAAAGGUUGUCAAUGUUCUUAAAGGAGCAUUUGAAAACUGGAAGAAACAAAUUAUUGUGCCAACGCGUACCGUCUACAACGAAAUUGUCACACAGAGGGAAGGACGUGGUGAUGAGCUUGGCUUGCAACUUGUCGGCAUUGCCUUGGCGCAUGAUAUGGAUCCAUUCUAUGACGGACCAGAGGUCAAACUCGAGGGACUCACCGAGGAAGAAUUUUACAGGGGCAUCAGCACAAACCUUUGGAACUCAUACGCUGAGGUCCAUAGCAGCGCUGCUGAAAUUCUCGGCUGGGCCGUAGAACUGAAAAAGAAGCGUGGAAAUUCAACAGAAUAUCUUGAAAAGCUCAUUGACGCCUGCAUCAACAGAAUGGAUCCAUUUGGUACCAAAAAGAGCAAGUAUACCUCUGAAGCUCGGUUCCUCAGGUGUAUCCAGCGCAUUCAAAUCCACGACAAAGACAUCGCCAAGAACUAUCUAAACAAAGUCCUAUAUCUUAUUCCACAACUCUAUGGCGACUUGAAAAUCAUUGCGCUACGAAUUAUUGCCGGAGCAAGUGAGGAUAUUCCAGACUUGUUCAAAUCCAUCCAAAGCAAAAAGCUAUUAAAGACGCUAACGCGCGGUGAUGAUCAAGGGCAAAUUCUACUUUUGACUACUCUGGAGAAAAUAGCAAAAUCGUUAACCCUACCACAAAUCGACCAUGCUGUUAAUACGAUCUCAAACAACUUUGUAAAUCAUGCGAAUUCUGAAUGCAGACGGCUGUUUUACAAGUUUAUGCAAUCCGUCAAUGAUGUUGUUAAAGCAGCGAAUGACCAGGUUCUUGGUGACAAAAUCAAGGUGUUUGUACUUCAAGGAAUGGUUGAUCCAGACAAUAAUAUCCGUAAUACAGCCACUUCGUAUAUCAAGACGAGCUAUGGUAUCCAAGAUGAUAUCUACAACAGACUCAAGGCAGUUAUGGGCGAUAUGUACAUGCCAGAGAUUGAAAGUCAAUAUCUGCUGUACAGCACAGAAAUGAUUCUGGAUACCACGAAACAGGGCGAUGAUUAUGAAACGCCCAUCUUCAAGGACGCAUUACCGAAUGCCAGGUUUGAUGCUGGUUACACGAAAAUCGACACUUCCUGGCAAUUGAGAAACCCCAUGACACCAUUAUUCGUAGCAACCCAGGAUCAGUCAUUGAACAGCCAAGGUUAUUUGGGAGGCGUUCGUGCUACACAAACUUCUUUCCAAUUCUCAUUGACACAAAGUGCAGCAACACAAGGUCCUUCUCUGGCAUCCACGUUUUCAUCGUCAGUUUUCGCAAACUCAAUGGAUAUUGACUCGUCGACUGCUGCAGACGAAAGCCAACAAGCGACAAAUGACUACAGAAGUGCUGUGGGUCGUAGUCCCAGUAAAAAGAAGAGUUUUAACAAAUACCAACUUUUCAAUCAGCGUGCCUACAACCCUUCUCAGAAUGAAGAAGCAUUACAUUUUUCGGAUAUGCACGACAGACGAAGGAAGCGAGCCCGUAGAGCAGAACAGCUUCAGAAACAAGCAAGGGAAAAGAAAGUUCAAAUGAUACGCGAUUAUCGGAUGGGCGACCUGCCCGAUGUACAGAUCAAACAUUUUGAGCUUGUUCUUCCUUUACAAGUACUUGGUCGAAGCGACAACGAUAUCGCGCGCAUGUUGUAUGCUGUCCUUGCAUCAACGAUUGCUGACCAUGGUGAAAGGCUUCGAGGAAAGACUGGCUACCGAAAUGAAAUCGCUCAGAUAGCGCACGAAAAUUUGGAAAAGAGCAAAAUGUAUUUUCCUCCAGCCAUUGGCUCAUUCUUACGAAUCAAUUACGAAAUACCUACCACGGGAGUUUCUACUGCUGUCGUCAAUACGUGCAGCCAAAGAAGCUUUAAUCAAAAUAUCGCAAUUGCACUGAUUGAAAGACAAUUCCUUUAUCAUGUUGAAGACAAACCAAAACAGCCCUCCAAAAAAGCUCGCACAACCAAAACGCCAAAGCUAGGCCACGAUAAGAAGCAAUGGAUUGACUUGGCUCAAUUAUACAAGUCGGUUGACCAACCUGAGAUCUUCCAAAACCUCUACCAAGCACAUGUUGCUUCUGUUUCGACAUCGAAAGAGGCAAUCGAUGCCGAAAUUCAGAACCGUUACGCAGAUGCUGCCAACCUGUUUGUAGAACUUUAUGACAACUAUAAAGAUGAUGUGGAUCCUGAAGAACGCAAUCUUUGGAUGCAAGAACUCCUAAACUGCUACGAACAACUUACUGAGUGGCAAGAUAUGGCAGCGACUGUGAGUGACAAGUUCAACAAUAACUUUGAAGCAAUCUGGGAUGAUUCAGAAAAGGAUGAGUACAUCAAAUACUUCAUGCGAAGCUACACCAAGUUACGACAAGGGUUGAUAGAUAACGAUGGCGAGUUUACCCCUUGGACCGAUGAACGACCCAACCCUGUCUUUGACUUUGUUGGAUCCGCCAACAAAGUUCCUGAGCGUAUGCAAUAUCUUCUUCAUCAUGUUGCAUGUGAUGUCUCUCAGAAUGCCAUUUGGAAAAGCGAGUACGAUCGUGCCCGCUUUUACACGAGAGAAUCAUACGAUAGCUUGCUGUCUAUCUGGACCAGUCUACACCCAUUAGCCUAUGGUAGUAGAAUGGCACAGCUGGCAGUUUUGGAAAGAACAGUUGAGCUUGAAGAAUUCUUGGAUGUUGUGUCAGAUUUACAAAGAAGCAAUGCUGGACGCAAUCAAGUUGAAAGUUACAUGCGCGGUCUAUUGAAAAAGUUCCCGGACAACCGACUAGAUGCCAUGGAUGUGUGGGAUGACAUAACCGAUUCAAGAUACCUUUUCCUCGAUGAGCUUGAGGGCAUGCGAGCAGACCUAAAGGAACGCAUACCCGAUCAAAACGCGUUUAAUGAUUGCAAAAAGAGUCUUCUAAAAUCGAUGAUAUCAGCUGCCCGACAACAGAACAAUGUCAAUGUUGCAUCAACGCGAUUCAGGCAACUCGACUUGUUUGGCAUUUCCAAGGAAGAGAAGACUGUUAUGCAGCUGGAAAAUCGAUUAUUGCUUGUACCAACACUUAAAAAUGAUGCCCAGCUCAGUACGAUCGCGCGUAUGAUCAACAUAGUCAUCAAAAACGAAGGACCUAUUACACGUAGCCAACAUAAGAACGAUUUCUUGCUCGCCGCUGCUGAUACAUUUGAAUAUGCGAAAACAAAACUUCAAGAAGAUCCCGAUGAAGCGUUUACCGCUUUGAUGUCAUCAAGUUCGUUGGUGAAUUUGUUGAGCAAACACAAGUUCAAAAAUGCGGCAAUGCUCUCCAACUAUUUGAACAGCACUGCCUGCCAAUACCUACAAGAUGUCUAUGUCGCCACUAUGGAUGCGGACCAAUCCAUACAUUUAGCUUGUCUUUGGAAAUUGGCCGACUAUUGCGACAAUGCUCUUGUUGCCAACGAGGAAGAAUCGUCUAAAGUCAAGAUCAAGAUUGACACGGAGUUGUAUAGCCGUAUUGUUAUUGACAACUAUUUCAGGGCGAUGGAACUAGGAAAGAAGGAAGCAAUCGAACGUUUCCCUCGACUUUUGGACCUGAUUGAACGAUAUCCAGAAAAUGGACCCGAAUUCAAAUCAAAGGCGGAAUCAUUUGGUCCAACCUGGAUGUAUAUACGAUGGAUUCCACAAAUGGUUGCUAUCAUGGACAACCCCAUCGCCGUGAACGUGUUCCCAGCGCUGCAUCAUCUUGCAUUGAGCUACCCAAAUGCGAUAUACUAUGCAUUCAAUAUCAGCAACGAGCAUUUCAAAGCGAUUGGCGACAAGCUUGACGAGACAACGCGUAACCAUAUCACAAAGCUUGCUAAUGCUCUCUACUCAAGCAUGCGAGAAAAAUUCAUUACGGAGCUGCGACGUCUCACAAACCCGGAGCAUAUCGUUAAGGACUUUGCUGGUUUCCUUGAGACGGUGCUCUACAGUGAUGAUAUCAGCAGAGAAUACGUUCAGAAUGCAUAUAAUGAGUUCAAUGACCUGGUGAUGAAUUCACGCAGCAGUGAAAUGGGUGAGAUCCCCAAAGAUUUUGCAGUGCUGAAUGCGUCCUAUCUGAGAGAUUGCUUUGGCACCCAAGGGUCCAAGCUUUUCAAAAUGACGAGAACGCAAAUUCAAAAUUUGCGUGCUUUUGCAGAAAAAGCGAAGAAAUCAUCAAAGAAUCCAGACAGGCUAGGCUCAUACUCUCCAUUCCUCGCUGAAUUUCAAGGCACAGAGUGGGAAGAGAAUAUUGAGAUACCCGGUCAGUAUUCAGGUUUCAAGCAGCCUCACCCCGAAGAUCAUGCCAAGGUUGCAAGCUUUGAUGAAAGGCUGCUAGUUAUGUCGUCCAUGCGGGCACCUAAGCGUCUUCGAAUCUAUGGUACUGAUGAAAAGAAGCACGACUUCUUAAUCAAGGGCGGUGAAGAUCUUCGUUUGGAUCAACGUCUUCAACAGCUGUUCACCGUGAUGAACGAGAUCCUCCAGGAAGACCCGUACUGUGCUCGACACAAUGUUAAUAUCCGAACGUACAAGGUUGUUCCCAUGUCCACUACUGUAGGCAUGAUCGAAUGGGUUGCGGAUACCAUGCCACUGCAGUCGUGCUUAGACUCCAUCGAUUCCACAGCCGUCAAGCGAACCAAAACACGCUAUAACAACUAUAUUGACAAAUACAGGCCCAGGGGCGCCAGCCACGGCUUCAUCUACACAUACUCUGCUGACCGCGACAAAAUCGUUGAAAACUACGAGUCUAGUGCAAGCUUGGCUCGACAAGAUAUGUUGCGGGACUACUUUUUACGACUUGCCGCAUCCCCUGAAGCAUUCUUAUACAUCCGGGAGGACUUUGUCCAUAGUUUAGCGGCAGUGUCAAUUUCGGGCUAUGUACUUGGUAUUGGUGACCGACAUUUGGAUAAUUUCUUGGUGGACCUAAACUCUGGCCAAUUGGUUCCUAUCGAUUUCGGUUAUGCAUUUGGAGCAGCGACAGAAAUGUUGCCUUAUCCUGAAUUGAUGCCGUUCCGUUUGACAAAACAACUUACUGGCGUCUGCGAGCCAGUAGGCGUAUCAGGGAUGCUGGAGACUCCAAUGAUACACAUUCUGCAAGCAUUACAAGACAAGAAAAGUACGCUUCUCAACACUAUGGAUGUUUUCAUCAAAGAACCAUUGCUUGAUUGGCGGAAGGAGGCCAUAAUUGAAGCAAAGCGACAAAAACAAAGAUCUGGCUCUAUUGAUGGUGGAGGUAACACUGGACGGUCCGGACGGUCCGGACGAGCUGGUGCUGCUACUGCUUCAAACCCCAGUGCAUCCAGCACAACUUCUACUGCUAGAGGCAGUAGCUCGGAAGCUACAAUAGAUCAAGAAAUUGCAUGGUACCCUCAGCAAAAACUCGAUACAGCUAGAAACAAGCUGUCCUUAGAGAACCCCGGAUACACCAUGGCAAAGGAUGUUUCGAGAAACAAGCGCGUACUAAAAAUGCAGAAGGAUAUGGCAGCUGUGACACGCGGUGAUCCGAAGCAUAAUAUCCGGGCCAGAGUUGGCGAACGGUGCAGCACAGUUCAGGAGCAAGUCCGUUGUCUCAUCGACCUGGCUACUGAUCCGGCUAUCCUUGGAAGAACUUGGGUCGGAUGGAGUCCUCUGACGUAA